AUGCAAAAUGGCAGCAACUCCAUCAUUCAGCCUGCAGGAUUUUACAUUGAUGCAUUGAGUUCAAUGCCUUACAGUAAUAUCUAUGUCAUGUUCCUCACUGUGCUUUAUGUGAUCACAAUUAUAUUCAAUGUCUUUCUGAUCUCCAUCAUUUUCUAUGACCACUGUCUGCAUGUCCCAAAGUUCAUGGCCGUUGGUAAUCUGGCUUUGGUUGAUCUUUUUCUCGGCACCUCUCUUAUGCCUAGCAUGAUCAAGACUUGCAUUGUUCUAGACAAUUUUGUGCCAUUCAAACUGUGCCUUGUGCAAAUGUACACUUAUUAUACUUUUUUAUUCCUUGAACCAUUUUCCUUAUGUAUUCUCGCUUAUGGCAGGUUCAUUGCGAUCUGUUUCCCUUUAAGACAAGAGUCUAUAAACACAAACACCAGAAUGACUUCUAUAAUCCGUGCUGUUUGGUUCUUGAUAAUUGUUAUAGCUCUCUAUGCUGUUACAUCCAUCCCAACCCUGUCCUUUUGUGGCUCUCUUGAGGUCCACAGCUAUUUUUGCGAUUACGCUCCUGUUUUAGUACUCGCUUGUAGUGAUAUGCGUCACGUGUAUGUUCCCAUUUAG
Messenger RNA from Sinocyclocheilus anshuiensis, 603 nucleotides. RefSeq names its product olfactory receptor 1038-like. Gene Ontology annotation, biological process: G protein-coupled receptor signaling pathway; detection of chemical stimulus involved in sensory perception of smell. The record is from RefSeq and is a predicted model, not a curated record. Gene Ontology annotation, cellular component: membrane. Gene Ontology annotation, molecular function: G protein-coupled receptor activity; odorant binding; olfactory receptor activity. Lineage: Eukaryota; Metazoa; Chordata; Actinopteri; Cypriniformes; Cyprinidae.